Molecule: messenger RNA, 1828 nt
Organism: Onychostruthus taczanowskii (white-rumped snowfinch)
Lineage: Eukaryota; Metazoa; Chordata; Aves; Passeriformes; Passeridae
Gene: ARID3B
Product: AT-rich interaction domain 3B
Exons: 9
Coding region: 182-1825 (547 amino acids)
Biological process (GO): regulation of transcription by RNA polymerase II
Cellular component (GO): nucleus
Molecular function (GO): DNA binding
Source: RefSeq, a predicted model, not a curated record
AGGGGGGAAGGAGGAAGGGAAAGGAAAGGAAGGGAAAGGAAAGGAAGGGAAGGGAAGGGAAAGGAAGGAGGGGAGGACGGAAGGAAGGAGGAGCUGAGGCGGCCGCGCACGGACCGGCGGGACCCGCCACGGGAGAUCCUGCGCGGCUCCCGCCGGGGCCGCCAGCCAUGCGCACGGCGGGAUGAAGCUGCAGGCGGUGGUGGAGCAGCUGCAGAAGCAGCGGCAGCAGCAGCAGCAGCAGCCGGCGGUGCCCAUGGAUUGCCGGGAGCGCCGCCGGGAGCCGCAGGUGCCGUUCCCGACACCGCCGCCCUUCCCCGGCCAGCCCCGCGCCGGGCGCGCCCCGGGGGUGUCACCCGCCGUGCCCCCGGGGGUGUCACCCUCCGUCCCCGCGGGCAGAGCCCCCGCCGUGGGCAGCCGGCCCUUGGAGCAGAGCGGCGGGAACUCUGAGGACGAGGAGGAGGAUGAGGAGGAGGAGGACGAAGAGGAGGAUGAAGAAGACGGCGCUGAGCUGGAGGACGGCUCCGGGGUGGCCGGCCGGCGGAGCUGCCCUGCCCUGCCGUAUUUCCGCGCUCCCAAAGGUGCCCAUGGCAAGGCCAGAGGGGGAUCUGCCGGCAGCCCCGUGCCGGGCGCCCAGCAGGGCAGGGAGGAGCAGGGCACAGACCCUGCCCAGCGCUGCGCAGCCCCGGGGCGCCCCGGCUGGCGCCUGGACGAGCAGCUCAAACAGAACGGCGGCGUGAGCUGGAGCGACGACAGCGACGGCGGCCGGGGAAGGGAGAUCUCCCGGGACUUUGCCAAGCUGUACGAACUGGACAGCGAUCCCGAGCGGAAGGAGUUCCUGGAUGACCUCUUCAUCUUCAUGCAGAAGAGGGGAACUCCCAUCAACAGGAUCCCCAUCAUGGCCAAGCAGAUCCUGGAUCUCUACAUGCUCUACAAGCUGGUGACCGAGAAGGGCGGGCUGGUGGAGAUCAUCAACAAGAAGAUCUGGAGGGAGAUCACCAAAGGCCUUAACCUGCCCACCUCCAUCACCAGCGCCGCCUUCACCCUGCGCACGCAGUACAUGAAGUACCUCUACGCCUACGAGUGCGAGAAGAAGUCUCUGAGCUCCCCGGCCGAGCUCCAGGCCGCCAUCGACGGCAACCGGCGCGAGGGCCGGCGGCCCAGCUACAGCUCCUCGCUGUUCAGCUACUCUCCCUCCCCGCCGGGGGCUCCUUCCCUGCUGUCCCCCCCCAAAAUCCGCUUCCCCAUCAUCGGCGUGGCACCAGGCGGCACCACCGGCAACCCCCGCGUGUCGCCGGCCCUCAGGAAAGGUGACGGCGUGCCCCUGACGGUGUCCAUGCCGAGCCGCGUGGCCGUGCCGGUGACGCUGGGUGGCCAGCAGGGCACCGUGGCGGCCAGGACGGCCACGCUGGAGCAGCUGAGGGAGAGGCUGGAGGCGGGAGAGCCCCCGGAGAAGAAGGUGCCGCGCAUGACGGAGGAGGAGCAGCGGCUGGUGCAGCAGGCGCUGCAGCGCAACCUGUUCAGCAUGGCCCGGCAGAUCCCCAUGAAGAUCAAAAUCAACGGCAAAGACAAGGCCGACGCGGCAGCGCUGAACCUGUCCCCGAACGGCAUCGGCAGCAUCAACAUGUCCGUGGAGAUCAACGGCACCACCUACGCCGGGGUGCUGUUUGCCCAGAAGCCCGUGGUGCAGCUCCUGGCCAGCUCGGGCACGCAGAGCUCGUGCAGCAGCAGCAGCUCCAGCAGCUCCAGCAGCUCCCACUGCUCCCCCAGCCCUACCUCAUCGCGGGGCACGCCCGGCGCAGAGCCCUCCACCAGCUGGUCCCUGUGACGG